UGGCUGAGUGGCUGUUGUUCCCAGUGGCUUCCACUUUGUUAUAAUCCCACUAACAGUUGAGCAUGGAAUAUUUAGUAGCCAGGAAAUGUCACGGAUGGACUUAUUGCCCAGGUGGCCACCUAUCACGGGACCACGCUUGGAGUCACUGAGCUCCUGAGAGCGACCCAUUCUUUCACCAAUGUUUGUAGAAGCCGUCUGCAUGCCUAGGGGCUUGAUUGUAUACACCUGUGUCCAUGGAGGGGAUUGGAACACCUGAAUCACAUGAUUGGGAGGGGAUGGGAACACCUGAAUCACAUGAUUGGGAGGGGAUGGGAACACCUGAAUCACAUGAUUGGGAGGGGAUUGGAACACCUGAAUCACAUGAUAUGGAGGGGAUUGGAACACCUGAAUCACAUGAUAUGGAGGAGAUUGGAACACCUGAAUCACAUGAUUGGGAGGGGAUUGGAACACCUGAAUCACAUGAUAUGGAGGGGAUUGGAACACCUGAAUCACAUGAUUGGGAGGGGAUUGGAACACCUGAAUCACAUGAUAUGGAGGGGAUUGGAACACCUGAAUCACAUGAUAUGGAGGGGAUUGGAACA
Molecule: messenger RNA, 581 nt
Organism: Staurois parvus
Lineage: Eukaryota; Metazoa; Chordata; Amphibia; Anura; Ranidae
Source: the annotation of a GenBank genome assembly